UGUGAAGUUACGUUUGGAUCUGACCGCUAUGCCUCGGCAAAGAAGCAAGCCUUCUUCUAGUCCUUCCCCGCUCAACCGAACAAACAGCGAUGAUCCCAGCGAUUUAGAUAAAACAAUUUUUAUUGGCAAUUUGCCUACAAUCUCCACAGAUCGCAAAGAGAUGGAAGAAAUGUUUUCCAAAUAUGGAAAAAUUAGUGGCCUCCGCUUGUUCCAUAGCUAUGGGUUUGUGCAAUAUGAACGGGAAGAAGAUGCAAAAGCAGCUGUGCAGGGGGAGAAGGGUCGCAAGUAUAAAGGGCAUAGAUUAGGUAUUAACAAGGCAGCGGAAGGAAGAAAUAUGAAUAAGGCUCCAUCCAGGUCCAGUCCGUCAAGAAGAGACUUGUAUACAUAUGGAGAAUCCCGCGACACGAAACGUGAGCGCUCCCCUUUGCGUGGGAGCCCCAGAAGAGAUGGCAGGGAUGGUAGAGACUCGCGUGCCACAAGGGAAUCGCGAGAUGGACGAGAGCCAAGAGAUACCAGAGAUGUGAGAGAAUCUAGAGAUAUAAGAGAUGCACGGGAUUCUCGGGAACCCAGAGAUAUGAGAGACACUAGAGAUGCACGUGACUCCAGAGAUUAUAGAGAAUCUAGAGAACUGCGUGAAGCAAGAGAAUUACGGGAUGCCAGGGCCGUCAGAGAUUCUCGAGACAUCAGGGAUCCUUUGUAUGACCGCUACAGAGAUGCACUGUAUAGGCGUGAUGAGCCACUUGAUAAAUACCGUCAAGAAGAACUUUAUCGCAAGAAGGAAGAUGCCUUUGAUCGGUUCAGAGAUCCUCUUGAUAGAUUUCCCAGAGAAGAAGAUCGUUUGAAACGUGAUGAACGUCGGCGUGAGGAAUUAUACAGGCAGUACUUUGAUGAAAUACAAAGGAGAGUUGACUCUGAACGACCUGUGGAUUGCUCUGUAAUUGUAGUUAACAAACAGUCGAAGGAGUAUGCAGAGUCUGUUGGGCGGAAAAUACGUGACCUGGGUAUGAUGGUAGACUUGAUCUUUCUGAAUACUGAAGUGUCUCUGACCCAGGCUUUGGAAGAUGUUACGAGAGGUGGUACUCCCUUUGCAAUUGUGAUAACUCAGCAGCAUCAAGUGCAUCGCUCUUGCACAGUUAACAUCUUAUUUGGCACACCUCAAGAACAUCGAAACAUGCCACUGGCUGAUGCCAUGGUGCUUGUGGCUAGGAACCAUGAACAGUUUAAAUCUGAAGCUCGAGACAAAGAGAGGGAGGAUAUUGCACGUCAAGCAACAAAGAUGUCUACAGAUGCUCUUCUGAGAGAGCGUGCGCCACCUAUGGAUGAAGGUUUGAGAGGAACUCAUCCUCCAACUAUACAGCCCUUGCUGGCACUGCUUGCAGAUAAUAGAUAUGUUACUCCUGAAGAGAUGGACAAGGUCAUCCUUUACCUUCGUGACCGCAAGGAUAGAUUGUUGUCUGCAGAUCCAUUGUCGUCCCAGCUCUCAAGGCCACAGAUGGGAUCAUCUCAAGUGACUUCCAUGGACAGUCAAUCUGGUCUCACAAAUAAUAAAGUCAUGCAGAUGAGUCAGCAGAUGAGUCAGCAGAUGAAUCAGCCAAUGAGUUCUGCUCCCCAAGCACAACAGUCUUUAAGCAACCCUCAGCAGGAGCUUCAGGCAAAAAUACUCAGUCUUUUCAACAGCGGCUCUCAAGCUAACAUCAACCCAGCUGGCCCUGUAGGUGCUUCUGUAGCUGCUCCAAACCAGGGCUAUGGGAAUGUUGGCAAUUCUCAACUGCGUCCCGGGCAAAUGAAUACAUCACCUCUUGGCCAAGUGCAGAGAAAUCAGCCAGCCAUGAACCAGCAUCCUAAUGUCAUGGGUGUUGGGGUACCUAUAAGAAAUACCAUUCCUCGACCUGGUGGUCCUUUACCAUCACAAGCUGUUUACGGGCAACUCCAGAACCGUGCCCAGGUACCUGUUAAUGUACAGGGCCAAAGGCCAGCUGGUUCUGCAGGUAUAAACUUUGAUAACCCUAGUGUCCAAAAGGCAUUGGAUACACUGAUCCAGAGUGGUCCUGCUCUUUCUCACCUAGUGAAUCAGACCGCAGGCCAAGGAGGCCGUGGUGGGCUUCCACCUCAGCCUUCAAUGGGAUCUUAUCAGCGUCACUAUUAGUGCAAUGUGAUAGAUCUUCUAACCACUGCAUUGUCCACCUCAAGAUCCAUGUUUUGUUUUUGUUUUUUUCACAAAGCUUCUCCAGGAUGUGCUUAUAGAGAAAUGGGACUUUUAGUUAGUAACUGAACGUUAAUAUUUUGACCAACUCUUGUGCAAUGAAGCAUAUUUUUUAUUUUUUUAACCCUUUCCUUGGCUAUGGAGAGCACUGCAUGUGUGUAGCUUUUUUGUGCAAAGGUUUACUAGUUUAAGCAUUUUCUUGUACAUUUAAUUCUUACAUCAAAAUGUGUUCUGCAGCAAAUUUUUAAAUAAACCUUUAAAUGCUA
Pelobates fuscus (common spadefoot toad) is the source of this 2469-nucleotide messenger RNA. RefSeq names its product nuclear receptor coactivator 5 (gene NCOA5). Gene Ontology annotation, molecular function: RNA binding. Bases 29 to 2146 code for a protein of 705 amino acids. Gene Ontology annotation, cellular component: nucleoplasm. NCBI's taxonomy places the organism in Eukaryota, Metazoa, Chordata, Amphibia, Anura, Pelobatidae. Gene Ontology annotation, biological process: regulation of signal transduction. The transcript is spliced from 9 exons. The record is from RefSeq and is a predicted model, not a curated record.